Molecule: messenger RNA, 8074 nt
Organism: Clupea harengus (Atlantic herring)
Lineage: Eukaryota; Metazoa; Chordata; Actinopteri; Clupeiformes; Clupeidae
Gene: dab2ipb
Product: DAB2 interacting protein b
Biological process (GO): regulation of GTPase activity
Source: RefSeq, a predicted model, not a curated record
CCCGUUUACUCAGUGGACAACGGCGUGGCUUAGGAGGAUUUUGAUAUGACGUGUAAUGAAGUGAUGUCAUUUAUGCAUAGGCCCAAAACAUAAAACUGAAGUAUUAUGUUGAAACGUCUCAUUAUGUAUUGGGUAUUGAAGUCACUGGCAACGGAUUUUAUCAGCGAAUGCGAGGCGACACUAUAAUAAAUAGCCUAAUAGCCUAUUUAUUACUGAGGUGAAAUGAUACAGCCGUAUUUCCUCGGUGCGUAGACUAUAAUGGCCAGAGUCCUGCCGUGAACUGCUUGGUUAGAUUAGGAGCGCUAUCUUUUUAAAUGAGGAGAGCGGAGGGGUGUGUUCAGCGAGCGGCAGAUGUCCCGGGGGACCGAACGCUUCCGUCGGUGCAGAGAGCAUAGGGGCAGGCUGCGGACACCAAUUCCCAGAGUCUCAAAAAUAGACGGAAAACAGCCACUGGAUUUGGGUGAAAAAGCGAAGGAAUGCCCCUCACAUUUGAGUCGUCUGUCUUCAGGACGCCGCGUUUGGCUCGAUGGCGCGAUGUUUCACCGCUUUGGUAAAGCAUCCCAUCUGAUGCCGAGGUUGAAGGAGUCUCGCUCCCACGAGUCGUUGCUCAGCCCCAGUAGUGCAGUGGAAGCUCUGGACCUCAGCAUGGAGGACGAGGUGCUCAUCAAACCAGUGCACAGCAGCAUCCUCGGACAGGACUACUGCUUCGAGGUGACCACGUCUACAGGCAGUAAGUGUUUCUCGUGUCGCUCGGCUGCUGAGAGGGACAAGUGGAUGGAGAACCUGAGACGAGCCGUCCACCCAAACAAGGACAACUGUCGUCGGGUGGAGAACCUGCUCCGGCUGUGGAUCAUCGAGGCCAAGGACCUGCCGGCCAAGAAGAAGUACUUCUGCGAGCUGUGCCUGGACGAAGGCCUCUACGCCCGCACCACCUGCAAGCUGAAGGCCGACAACGUCUUCUGGGGCGAGCACUUUCAGUUCAGCAACCUGCCCUCCGUCCACAGCGUCACCGUGCACCUCUACAAGGACAGCGACAAGAAGAAGAAGAAGGCCGACAAGAACAACUACGUGGGCCUCGUCAACAUCCCCGUCGCCGCCAUGUCGGGACGGCAGUUCGUGGAGAAAUGGUACCCGGUGAGCCUGCCCAACCCGGGGAAGGGGAAAGCGCCGGGGCCCAUGAUUCGGAUCAAGGCCCGGUACCAGAGCAUGAACAUCCUGCCCAUGGAGCUGUACAAGGAGUUUGCAGAGUACACCACCAACAACUACAUGCUGCUGUGCUCCGUGCUAGAGCCGGCCCUCAGCGUGAAGAACAAGGAGGAGAUGGCGUGUGCUCUCGUCCACAUCCUCCAGAGCACCGGCAAAGCUAAGGACUUCCUGACGGACCUGAUGAUGUCAGAGGUUGACCGGUGUGGUGAAAAUGAGCACCUGAUCUUCAGAGAGAACACACUGGGCACCAAAGCCAUCGAGGAGUACCUCAAACUGGUGGGACAGAAGUACCUGCAGGAUGCACUGGGUGAGUUUAUAAAGGCUCUGUACGAGUCGGAUGAGAACUGUGAGGUGGACGCGUCCAAGUGUUCAGCAGGAGACCUGGGAGAACACCAGAGCAACCUGAAGAUGUGCUGUGAGCUGGCUUUCUGCAAGAUCAUCAACUCCUACUGUGUGUUCCCACGGGAACUGAAGGAGGUGUUUGCGUCAUGGCGACAGGAGUGUGGUAACCGGGGGCGACCAGACAUCAGCGAACGUUUGAUCAGUGCAUCGCUCUUCCUGCGGUUCCUGUGUCCGGCCAUCAUGUCGCCGUCCCUCUUCAACCUGACACAGGAGUACCCUGACGACCGGACCGCGCGCACGCUCACACUCAUCGCCAAGGUUACGCAGAACCUGGCCAACUUCACCAAGUUCGGUAAUAAGGAGGAGUACAUGUCGUUCAUGAACCAGUUCCUGGAGCACGAGUGGACCAACAUGCAGCGCUUCCUGCUGGAGAUCUCCAACCCUGAGACCAUCUCCAACACGGCCGGCUUCGAGGGCUACAUCGACCUGGGCAGAGAGCUCUCCACCCUGCACUCGCUACUGGCCGAGGUCGUCUCCCAGAUGGAUCAGACUUCAGCUGGGAAACUUGGCCCAUUACCCAGAAUCCUCCGGGACGUGCACACAGCGCUGACCAAUCCGGCGGGCGUUCAGAUGAUAGCCCCGCCCGACCGCAUGCCCUCCCCUCCCGCCCCCAGCUGCAGUAUCUCCACUGGCCUGCAGAAGAUGGUCAUUGACAACGACCUAUCAGGCUUGGUGGACUUCACUCGUCUCCCGUCUCCGACCCCGGAGAAUAAGGAUCUGUUCUUUGUGACGCGGGGCUCGGGCAUCCAGCCGUCCCCGGCGCGCAGCUCCAGCUACUCGGAGGCCAACGAGCCCGAGCUGGGCCUGAGCAGCGGGGGCAAGAGCCUCUCCAUGGUGGACCUCCAGGAGGCCUCGCGCAGCCUGGACGCUCCCCAGGGAAACAGCUCUCUGGACGGCCUCAUAGAGGGAGCCCUGGUGCCCUGGUCCGCCCGUACCCCCCAGGGGAACCUGCCGGGGGGUCCCACGCUGCGGAGGCCGGGGCAGUUGCCCAGCGGACUCGGGGUGGGCGAGGGGAUGCCGGGCGUGACUGGCGUAGGGGGUCCAGGUAGGCCGGCCCAGCUGCUGGCGCCGCUGUCGUUCCAGAACCCCGUGUACCAGAUGGCGGCCGGGCUGCCGGUGUCGCCCCGCACGGCGAUGGGGGAUUCGGGGUCGGAGUGCCACAGCUCGGUCAGUUCCCAUAGCAACAAUGAGGACGGGCUGGUAGCGGCCGGGAAACACGGGCUGGCCAAUCAUGGAGGAGGGGCCGGGAGCAGUGGGGGGGAGGAGUUUGGAGGCGGGGGUGGGCGUCGGUCGGGUGAGUUCACUCGCCGGCAGCUGUCAGCUGACUCCCAGCACCAAUCAGGAGUGCCACGGCAGAACAGCGGCGGUCCCCAGAGACGGAUCGACCAACCGCCGCCGCUCACCGCCACCCGCGGACGCACCCCACCCAGCAUGCUCUGCUCCGCCCCCUACCCACGCCCCUCCAGCGGCGGCAUGAUGUCAUCGUCUUCGCCUGAUUGGCCAGGCAGCAGUGGGGCACGACUACGGCAACAGGGCUCCUCCUCCAAAGGGGACAGCCCAGAGACCAAACAACGUGCUCAACACAAACAGGCCCCCUCCCCAGUGAACCCCAGUGCAUUGGACCGCACAGCGGCAUGGCUGCUGAAUAUGAAUGUGCCGUAUUUAGAGCAGGACUCAGAACCCAGCCUCAGGGAUGAGCACACACACCCUGACAAGUACCAGGCGGAGGUGUGCGUCCUGCAGGAGAAGCUGCGGGGGUCGCUGCAGAAGCUGGAGGAGUACGAGCAGCGUCUGAAGGAGCAGGAGGAGCAGGCCCAGAAGAUGCUCAUGGAGUACCAGACGCGCCUGCAGGAGUCAGAGGACAGGCUGCGCCGGCAGCAGGACGACAAGGACCUGCAGAUGAAGGGCAUCAUCAGCAGGUUGAUGUCCGUAGAAGAGGAGCUGAAAAAGGACCAUGCUGACAUGCAGGCUGUGAUUGAUUCCAAACAGAAAAUUGUUGACGCACAGGAGAAGAGAAUAGCGUCUCUGGAUGCGGCUAAUGCUCGGCUCAUGAGCGCCCUCACGCAGCUGAAGGAGCGCUACAGCAUGCAGACACGCAACGGCAUCAGCCCCACCAACCCCUCCAAGCUACAGAUCACAGAGAACGGAGAGUUCAGAAACAGCUCCAACUGCUAGUGCAUACACACACACACACACACACACACACACACACACACACACACACACACACACACACACACAUACGUAUGUACAAGUGCAUGCACAGACCAUCAACAGACCCUACCAAACUACAGACCACUUACAAGAGGAUAUAGGAACAGCUCCAAGUGCACACACACACACACACACACACACACACACACACACACACACACACACACACACACACACACACAGAGAACAUGGUGUAGAUAUCCACUUUUGCCAGGUGUCAGUGGACAAUAUUCAGACAAUCUGAUUGGACAGACGGCAUCCUCAUGGUUUGCCCAGAGUUUCCCCUCUGAUUUAAGAAGCAACAACACACUGCUGUCACCUGGGACAGAACCACUAUACAGCAUCACACACACACACAAUCUCUCUGUCUCACACACGCACACACACACACUCUCUCACACACACAAACACAUACACACGCACACACACACUCAGACACAUCCACACACACACACACACACACACACUCACACUCACACUCACACUGACACGUACAGGCAGCAAAAAUAUCUCCCCUCUUCUUUCCUUCUUUCCUUCUCUCCCUCCUUCCCCCCUGUCCCUGUCCCUCUGUUCGUCUGCGCUGUAAUUCAAAGCUAAUUAGAGUUUAGUGGAUCCUUCUGGAACAAAAACACAAUACUGUCAUCACGUGCAAUGAGAACAUUUGUCUCUUUUGAGUCUGAAUAGUUUUUGGCUCCAUCAACCAAAUAGGACCUCUGGCUAAUGUUUUAGCAGCUGCUGGAUGAAGUUAGUGCUGUACGUCCAGCCAACCUCCCGUUUCCAAAGCAACCCCUCACCACUGAGACCUACCCUUGGCACCUCGACUCCCGUUUCCAAAGCAACCCCUCACCAAUGAGACCUACCCUUGGCACCCGGCCUUCUUCCUAGGGCACCUGUGUGUGUUCAUGUUCUCGUCCUCCAACCUUGUGCACUUUGCCAAAAGCUCUUCAGUAUGAGAAGCCUUAAAAUGGAACACCCCCCUCAGCUUAUACUAUAAUCAGCAACAAAAAAAAAACUAUUUUUAAAAUAAGAAUCCAGAAAUUAUAUUAUUAAACAAUACAUAAUUUAUCCUGAAAACGAAGGCAAAUCUGAUAUAUACAGAAUAGUUAUAUACAAAGUAUAAUAGAGAAUAUCUAAAUAUAGUUCAUAAUAGAGGUGUAUACAUUUCAAAUCAGUGUGUUCUCAGGAAGAGAUCAGAAAGAUGUUAUUUACAGUCCCCUCAGACUGUGUUUCUGUUUUAUUUUGGCUUUUAAUGGCUUUUAUUUCCUGAUGGUCCCUUGUCACCUCUUCAUGUGUACUUAAUGCUGGGACACUGUCCUGUGACCUCAGUAGGGUUCUCGUUUUAAUGAGUGCUCUUACAGGAUGGAAGUGAGCAACCUUUGUGUUCAUUGGUCAACCCAUCUGUUAUGGAUGCAUCUACUGUUUUUAUUCAUUUUGAUUUUGAUUUCUCACUGUCUUGGUUCCUGCUCCUGAAUGUUGUGCUUUUCUCUUGUUGGGCUUCGAGAGACAGAGUGGCCAUCCAACAAGGAUUGUGUCAAGUUCACCCCCUAGAGGACAGGAGGGUGAAUGUCACCCUCACUAAGGCACACUAUUGGGGUUCUCUCUGAAGCCUCCCCCCUGCAGCUUAAAGCUGCCAUGCUCUGGUCUCAGUGUCUCACACUUACAAGCCCACCAAGAGAUAACCCACAGCAUAGCAAUGUUCCCUCUCUCUCUCUCUCUCUCUCUCUCUCUCUAUCUCUCUCUCUCUCUUUAUUUCUGCUCUUUUCAUUUCCUCAUCUUCUACAUUGCCUCUCAUCCCACCCUCUCCUUCCCUUAAACAAUCUGGAUGUUCACUCCACUCUGAAAACCAACACUGGUGUUAGUUUGACACCCCCACCCCAUUCACUUAUGUCCUCAUGUCCAGUAGACAUUUCAGCAUUUUUACUUUGUAUUUGUUUGUAUUAUAUCUUUUUUUUUUAUUUACAAUGUGGACGAGACAAACAGACAGACAAGACAGACAACCAGUGGAGAUGUGCAUGCCUAUUGAUCAGCAUCUGUAUUGAUCAGCAUCUGUAUUGAUCUGCGGGUGACUGACAGCACCGUUGCCAUUCAGCUUCCUCUGUUGCCAGUGAGGACCACGUGUGUUAAGAGUGUUUCUCUUUCCAUGAUAAUCCACUGCAAAGCCAGACCUGUAAACAAGUGUGUGUGUUUAUUUCAGUGCAAAAGGCCUCAGAGUAUGUAUGUAAAUAUGAAUAAAAAUAUGUCUAUGCUAUUUCCUGUGUAGUAGUUGACACUGGAAUGGAUCUGCCCAGGACUCCGCAAGAGGGCCAUAACUGGUCCUGAGUCAGUACUGUUUGGGUUUUCACUGGGCCAGGCGAGCGAGCGAGCGAGGCCUCCCCAGAUCCCAUAUGGGUUCUGUUUGUAAAUGUACACCAACACUGAAUCCUACUGUCGCUGAGCACCCUCAGACCCUCAGACACCAACACUGACUCCUGUAGCUGAACACCCUUAGACACCAACACUGACUCCUGUAGCUGAAGACCCUUAGACACCAACACUGACUCCUGUAGCUGAGCACCCCUAGACAGCAGCUCAGUCCGAGCCAGCUUCAGUUCAGAGUCGUUUCCUGUCUGAGGGCUCUGUUAAUGUAAAUAGCCCUGGUGUAUCUUUUGACUUGAGGUUUGCUGUUUGUGUAGGACUCUCAAACCCAGUAACCUUCUGUUGUUGUUGUUUUUUUUUUUUACCUUCCUGCCAACAUUCAGUUUUCUCUUGCAGCAGCCAGCCCCGCCUCUGAGAGGGCGCUGAGGCUUGAAGGACAUGAGUCAUCCAGGGAACUCGAGAGAUGAGUUGAUGUCAGAUGAUAAACAUAAGCACAAAAAACACAAUGACAGGCAGAGGCCUUGUUUAUGCUUGUUGACUGGCUUGUUAUCAAAUGAUAUCAGGUCUUAGGUCCCAAAUAGAUGGCUUUGAAAUAGAUCUGGCUGUAGGAACCUGUGUAACUUUUCCACACUAGAACAGGGUCAGGCCCGGUCCAUUGGCAGCUACAGUCAGAACAGGGCUCCUUAACACUGCUCCUGUCCUACCAGGAUCUUGCAAGGGUUUGCUGUGAUCGUUGCGGCCAAAAAUGACUGACUGAAUUCUCAGAAAUUGCGGUUCAAAUUUAGGUGAAUUGAAAAAUAAGAUAAAAGCAAUAGCAAAUAAUGCAGAGAUUCCAUGAAAUAUUGUCGGAAUAAGAGAGAAUUAAGGGAAGGGAAAUCCUUGAAUUUGCAAAAUCAGUUCUGCAUGGCGGCUUUUGCAGCGCCUUCGUUUGGGGCUGACGAAGGGAAGACUGAAUGUGUGAGGAGCUGUGGAGGAGUCUUGCUUCCUUUCAGCGUUGCUCCCAGGCAGUCCUCGCUCUCGCUCUCUUCUCUCCGUACACACUUUGACAGUUCUGUCCAUCCCUAAGACUGUCGGAAGACAUGCCCUGAUUUAGCAAAUUCUGUCUGGUCUGAAACCAGUUCAGGAUUACAUGAAAACAGCAACCUCAAGAGGGUUCAAGUAACAGACUAUGGAAUGCCUAAACUGGUUGAAUGUUAUUGUUUGGUUCAGGUUUUUUUGAUGGACAUGAAUGAGAUUGUAAGUCUGCAACUUUUGGCGUUCUUCUUCAAAGAACCUUAGCCAAGGGCAUAAGGAACGUCAGCGGCAGAACAACCACCCCAGCCCCCAUCCCUAAACCCACACCCCACCCCACUCGCCCCGUUGACUCUGGUCAGGUUGUUUCGUUGCACAGUGGGAGUCUUUGAUAGACGAGUUUCACUGAUGCCUCCUGCUUUCACACGGGCUGGUUUCUAACAGUUGUGUGUCAGUGGCUGUUUUUUUUCCUCCAAAAAAAAAUUCUGUUUGCACAUCAUGCCUUCAUACAGUAAUGUCACAGACUGAGAAUAGGAAUAUAUAAUAAUAAUAAUACAAAUUAAAAAAAAACGUGAGAAAAUAUUCAUAUAUCUCCAUGGUAAUACAGACUCUAUCCUCUACUGCAGAUAUAAAAGGUUAGCUUUGUCAAAAAGUAUAAAUCUAUGAAUAAAGUAACAGAUGUUAUAUGUUUUAUAAUCCUUGUAGAAAAUACUUUUGUAAGUAUGUGGACAGUAAUGUAUUGGGUGGAUUCCACUUCAGUGGAGGACGAUGAUGACUUGCUUAUUAAACAAUAAUGUACAGAAGACUUUGUCAGACGAGAAAACGUGGCUGUGCAAUUUAUGUACAUUUGCAACUAGAAUGAUUAAAGUUUUAUUUAGCUAUUUUA